GAAAUUAAGUGAAGUUGACUUGAAGUGAUUUGAUUGAUGAUGGUGAUGAAGAUGAUGAGGAAGGACUUUGUUUGCUGCUGGAGAUAAAUUGGAGACAAAAAACGCGGCCCACAGUGCCACUCGGCCCUUCGCCCGGCUCUUGGCCCUUGCGUUCACCUUUUCCCUAAUAUCAUUAUUGGUGUUGAGCAGAUGUGGCCCUGCAGGCGACACACAGGCACCCGCAGGCACCGGCCCAAGUAAAGGUUCUGCCAGCGAAAAUUUUGAUGUCCCCGGAGGAGGACUUCAACAGAACGUCGAUGACCCAGUUGCUUUGCAGAGCAAUAUGCUGAACGACAGAGCCGGUUAUCUGCAACUUCUUCAACAGAGAGAGGAAGAGAACAGGCUUGAAGUCAAAAGACUUACCGAUGAAAUUAGGCUGCUGAAAUUGAAAAUUUUGCAACUCAGUGGACCUCAAGGAAUUAAUCACCAAGAACAGCAACAGAGCAUCAACGUGUCAACGCCUCCAGUUACUGGUGCCAAUACACUUCUAGGAGAUUGUACAGCCUUUGUCAGAAAACAAAUAAGCAACGCCGAAAUCUUCCACGGAAUGCCCUUAAACAACGAGUACGAGCUCAUGCCCUACAGUCACUUUACCUUCUCCAGAGUUUACCCAGUUGAUUUGGGUUUGGGUAAAAGGGUUGUCGAAAAACCAAUUGGGUAUAAAAGGAAAGAUCUUUUGGAAGCCCUCAAUAGAGCCUUGGAUAGUCUGAACAGGAACCUGACUUUAGCAGGCGUUCAGGAAAAGGUCAAAUACACUUUGGAUGACUUCCUAGAAGGUGUAUACAGGACAGAACCAACAACAGGUACCCAGUACGAACUCUACUUCAAAACCAAAAUCAGCAAACCAUCAAACAAUCACCAAAUCAGCAGCAAUCAGCAGCAGGAGACCAGUGUUGUCAAUUCUAUUGCUGGUCAACAAAUUACAACAGUUGUUCACCAUACUGGAGGUCAUACCAAGGUGACCUUGAUGAGACCUUUUGCACCUUUGCAAGCCUUAGGAUCUGUAAAACUUGCUGGCCCUAAGGAGAAGGAAAUGAUACAUGUGAUACUGCCUUUGAGUGGACGAAUUUCCACCUUUCAGGGUUUUAUGGAUAAGUUUGCAAAAAUAGCACUAAAACACGACAGGAGAGUCCAGUUAUCAGUUGUCUACUUCGGUGAAACCGGUUUAUCAGAUGCAAGAAGAAUCAUGGCUCGUGUUUUGAGUGCCAGAAAUAGUGGAGCCACAACUGCCAAUUUAAGGCUUUUGGCCCUAAACGAGACCUUCAAUCGUGGCAAAGGCUUGAGGGUAGGUGCUGAAAGACCUUGGGACACUAAUUCUUAUGAUGGUAAAGAUGCAAAUGAAGAUGUUACCAAGGGCAAAGAAAGGGAGGAUAUUUUGCUGUUUAUGUGUGAUGUGGAUGUUGUUUUUAGUGCCAGAUUUUUGGACAGGUGUCGGUGGAAUACUAAACCUGGGGAAAAGGUUUAUUAUCCAGUAGUGUUUUCCUUAUACAACCCUCACGUGGUCUACACCCUCCAAGGAAAAGAAGUGCCCCCAGAAACAGACCAACUUUUAAUUAGCAGAGAUACUGGAUUUUGGAGGGAUUUUGGAUAUGGAAUGACGUGCCAAUAUCGGUCUGAUUUCCUUGCUGUCCGUGGUUUCGAUGAAGAAAUUGUUGGUUGGGGCGGUGAAGACGUCAUGUUGUAUCGAAAAUAUGUUCGAUCGAGUGCCCAUAAGGUUAUUAGAGCUACUGACCCUGGGAUUUUCCAUAUUUGGCAUCCAAAAGUUUGUGAUAACAGUCUAUCAGUCGACCAAUACAGGGCUUGUAUAAGGUCUAGGGCCCUAAAUGAGGCUUCUCAUGCCCAAUUAGGUUUCCUGGCCUUUAGGGAUGAAGUUCAAGCAAGGGCCAAAAGGAGAAAGGAAGAAGGGAAGGAUCAAAACACCAAAUUUAAGGAAAAAACUAAAGAUCAAAAUUUUGUAAAGACUUGAUC
Messenger RNA from Ctenocephalides felis (cat flea), 2007 nucleotides. RefSeq names its product chondroitin sulfate N-acetylgalactosaminyltransferase 1 (gene Csgalnact). Gene Ontology annotation, molecular function: glucuronosyl-N-acetylgalactosaminyl-proteoglycan 4-beta-N-acetylgalactosaminyltransferase activity. NCBI's taxonomy places the organism in Eukaryota, Metazoa, Arthropoda, Insecta, Siphonaptera, Pulicidae. Gene Ontology annotation, cellular component: Golgi cisterna membrane. The record is from RefSeq and is a predicted model, not a curated record.